AUGAACCUGAAAUUUUUUCUUUUCCUUUUUAUUACUCUCGUAUGACAGAAGUACCUGCUUUUCAAAAAGUUAUCACACGCUCUUAUGAAGACGUUCAAGUUAGUCCUGAAGGCAUUGAUACAGCUCAGUUCUUAGAAGCAACAAAGAGCAUGAUUGAUAUGUUUGACUUGUUUGGAAGUUCUGCUUUCAGUGUAGUUCAGAAUGAUAUGAGAAAUAAUGUUAUCAAGAUUGAAUCAAAGUUUCAAGAAAAUCCUACUGAAUACAACACACUAGAGAAUUUAAUGGCCAAAGAGGCUUACUUGAAACGACGUGUAGCAACCGAAGCAGUCUUAUGGCUCAAGAGAGGACUCGAAUUCACUGCAAAAUCACUUUUACAUAGUCUUGAUCACCCAGAAGAUGAACUCACUGUAUCCUUCUCUUUAGCAUAUGAUAGUGUUCUUCGACCUUACCAUAGUUUUAUUGUUCGACCUAUUUUUAAUCUUGCCAUGAAUGCUUGUCCUUGGAGAAGAGACUUUUAUGAACGAAUUGGUGUUCAAACACCUGAAUCUACUUUAAUGAUGCGAAACUGGUUACUUUCUUUAAUUAAAUUACUCGAUAUACUCAAUAAGGAUUUUGAAAAACAUCCUGAAUAUUCGAACCAUUAAAUAGUGUAGUUUAUUAAUAAGAAUAAAAAAAAAAAGAGAAAGACUGGUAUGAUGCAUAAGAUGAAAAAAAAAAA
Messenger RNA from Gilbertella persicaria, 718 nucleotides. RefSeq names its product glycolipid transfer protein domain-containing protein. The transcript has 4 exons. Gene Ontology annotation, molecular function: ceramide 1-phosphate transfer activity; ceramide 1-phosphate binding. NCBI's taxonomy places the organism in Eukaryota, Fungi, Mucoromycota, Mucoromycetes, Mucorales, Choanephoraceae. Gene Ontology annotation, cellular component: cytosol; cytoplasm; membrane. The coding region runs from base 42 to 644 and encodes 200 amino acids. The record is from RefSeq and is a predicted model, not a curated record. Gene Ontology annotation, biological process: intermembrane lipid transfer; ceramide transport.